AUGGGUUUUCCUUUGCUGUUUCAAGUCCCUGCCUCUGGUUCUAAAGGUGGCCUAGUGGUGGCUUGUAAGUUUGGUAUUGAAGCUGAGCCGGUGAUUCAAAACAACCAUCAAAUUUCUAUUUUGAUUUACUCAGAUCCGGUCUCUACCCCAUGGAUGGUCACUUUUGCUCAUGCUCCUUCUAUUUGGCACGAUCGUAAUUCGUUCUGGUUAGACAUUGAGCGCACUGGUAAUCGGUUUCGGGGCCCCUGGCUUCUAAUAGGUGAUCUUAAUGCAAUUCUCUCCUCUGUUGAGAAAUCUGGUGGCCGACAAAGUCUUGGAUCUACAUCUCACAACAAUUUUUUGGAUUUUGUUCAUUCUAAUGGUCUUAUAGACCUUGGCUAUUCUGGCAAUCCUUUCACCUGGAACAAUAAAAGACAAGGGCGGGAUAAUCUCCGUGAAAGGCUUGAUCGUGGGCUCUCUAAUAAGGACUGGGUCCUCCUUUUCCCCAAUGCCCAUAUUUCCCAUCUUCCCGCUUCUUCCUCGGAUCAUAAUCCCAUUUUGUUGUCUACUUUAGGAAAUUCUCCCCAUCUACCCAAACCUUUUAAGUUUGAGGAAUUUUGGACUCGGGAUCUUUCUAGUCAUACUGUUAUUGCUGAUGCCUGGCAAUUUAUCCCCAAUGGUUCAGCUGCUUUCUCCUUGUGCAGAAAAUUUAAAGCCACCAAAGCUGCCCUGAAGCUUUGGAAUACUCUUCAUUUUGCUCCCGAUCCUUCUUCUUCGGCUAUAGAAGAGAAUCUCCAUCUUAAUCUUCAAGAAGAACUUCUCCGAGAAGAAAGUCUUUGGAAACAAAAAUCUCGGGAACUUUGGCUUACUAGCAAUGAUCUAAAUACUAAGUAUUUCCAUGCCUCUACUGCGAUCCGGCGCAGGUAUAAUUCUAUCUCUUCCAUCAAAAUGGAAAAUGGCCUAUUUUUGAAUAACAGGAAUGAUAUAGGUCUCUAUUUUUCUGAAUACUUCCAGAAUCUGUUUACUUCCUCAAAUCCCUCUUUUGAUGAUGAACUAGACUCUCUUUUCUCCCCUGUGAUUUCCGAUGCGGAGAAUAAUUCUAUCUGCAGUAUCCCUGAUGAAAGUGAGAUCAGUCAAGCAAUCUCCCAGCUUGGCCUCACAAAGGCUCCUGGUCCAGAUGGCUUUACUGGUCUUUUUUUCAAAACUUAUUGGAAAACAAUCCGUAUCAGUUUCAUUCUUUUUGUCCAGAGUUUUUUCCGAAAUGGUUUUCUCCUCAAAGAGUUUAAUCAUACUCAUUUGGCCCUUAUUCCCAAGAUAGAUAAUCCUCUUAAGGUGACCCAAUUUAGACCCAUAAGUCUGACUAACUUUUCUUAUAAGAUUAUCUCUAAGAUCUUGGCUAACCGGUUUAAGCCUUUGCUUCAUAAAAUUAUUUCUCCAAAUCAAUCUGCAUUUCUCCAAGGCAGGUCUAUCCAGGAUAAUUCUGUACUUGCUCAUGAGCUAUUCCAUACUAUGAAGCAGAAAAGGGGUAGAGGUGGUCUUAUGGCUCUGAAAUUAGACAUGGAGAAAGCUUUUGAUAGAAUGGAAUGGAGUUUCCUCUUCCGUAUUUUGAAAUCUUUGGGCUUCCAUUCUAAAUGGAUUCGAAUGAUUGAGCAAUGCAUCUCUACAGUGUCUUUCUCUAUUCUAUUGGAUGGCUCCCCUUUUGGCAGAUUUUUUCCACAGCGUGGUCUCAGACAAGGGGAUCCCCUAUCUCCUUUCCUUUUUAUCCUUGGUUUGGAAGUGCUCUCCAGGCUAAUUAUCAAAGAAGAACUGGCUGGUAACAUUCAUGGCAUCAAAAUCUCUCGGCACAGCCCUUCAGUUUCUCAUCUACUGUAUGCGGAUGAUUUGAUGGUGUUCUCUCGGGCAAACUCCUCUGAAGCAUCCAGUAUACUAAAUUGUUUGACAAAAUUCUCCUCUUGGUCUGGACAAAAGGUAAAUAUGGAAAAAUCUUCUCUGUUCCUCAGUAAAAACAGUACUACUGCCAUCUUAACUUCCAUCCAUUCUAUUCUUCAACUGAAACCCAUCCCUACCAAUGCAAAACACCUUGGCCUCCCCCUUUUCUUUCUCAGAAACAAGAAUCUGGCCUUUGAUGAUCUUAAGCUUAAGAUUCUCAACAGAAUUUCGGGUUGGAAGGCUAAACUCCUCUCUCAGGCAGCCCGUACUACCCUUAUCCAGACCGUUGCCAAUUCCAUCCCCAGCUAUACAAUGUCCCUCUUCUACCUUCCCAAAUCCUUUUGUCAUUCUAUAGACUCUAUUUUGAGAAAAUUUUGGUGGGGUUUUCCCCAGGAUAAAUCCCACAAUUUAUCCUUAUUAAGUUGGGAUAAAAUUUGUUCCCCCAAAGCGGUUGGGGGCCUCGGUCUCAGGUCUCUAGAAUAUCAGAAUAUUUCUCUUCUAUCCAAGCUUGGUUGGAAUAUGUUACAUGAUCGUGGCUUAUUUUGGGUUGAAGUUCUUGCUUCCAAAUAUCUUCGUCAUACUAAAUUCUUAAAUUCAAAGCCUUCGCCCACAGAUUCUUGGUUAUGGAAAGGUAUCCUUAAAUGUAUGCCUUCUGUUCAAAAGGGUGCUUGUUGGAUGAUCUCCUCUGGGCUGAAUUUGAAUAUUUGGGAUGAACCCUGGAUUCCAAAUAUUGAAGGUUUUAAACCUACCCCUCAUCCCUCUCUCCCUUCUCUUCCCAACUUAAAUAUUUCUGAUCUCUUCUCUUACCCCUCUAGAGGUUGGAAUACCCCCCUUAUACUUUUUAUUUUUGAUGCCCUCACAGCAUCUAAAAUCCUUGAUAUCCACCUUCCUCACAACCCUUCUCCUGAUCUAUGGUCUUGGAUCCCUUCCCCAACUGGCAGAUUCUCAGUUAAAUCAGCCUAUGAAGUGAUCAAUCCUUUAUCCAGUUCCACCAUCUCCCCUUUGUGCCCUUUGGAUUGGAAGUUGCUGUGGAGUCUUAAGAUCCAGUUUCGACUAAAGCAUUUUCUGUGGAAAUUAGCUUGGAAUAUCUUGCCUAUUAGACCUAAUAUUUUCAGGUUUUUGCAUCAGCAAGAUCCGGAUAUGCUCUGUUGCCCUUUUUGCCAACUCUCAGUGGAGUCUCUUCAACAUAUAUUCUUGAGUUGCCCUUUCUCUAGAAUUAUGUGGCAGAAUUCCCUCUGGCCUUUGCACACGGUUUCUUUCUCUUAUUUGCCUUUUGUUGAUUGGAUUAAGGCUUUGCUUCGGCCUCAUUUCUUUCUUGGCAUCCCGGUGCAAGAUGUGCAUAGUUUUCAAAUUUCUACUUUGGUGCUAAUGGAUCAGAUUUGGUUUGCUAGGAAUAAACUUAUUCAUGAAGCCAUUACCCCUGUACCUCUCAUUACUCUUAAAUGUAUCAAGAACAUUACUCAGCAUCACUUGCUGGCUUGGCAGAAUAGCAACUUGGCUGAUUGGGAUCCUCCUCCCUUAGGUUCUUUUAAAGUCAACUUUGAUGUGGCCAUUCGUCCUACUUUUGCAGUUGCUGCUGCAGUUCUCCGAGAUCACUCUGGAAAAUUUCUGGCAAUAAAUACUCUGAAGCUGCCCCCUAUGGAUGCCUUGAUGGGUGAAGCCCAUGCAGCAUUAUUGGCCUCCAGAUUGGCUGUCUCAAUGGGUUGUUCCCCCCUGAUCAUUGAAGGAGACUCUCUUCUCACUAUUUUGGCUUUGAAAGAUCCUUUACUUUUCUCAGACUGGAUCUCUGCACCAGUAAUUUCUGACUCUCUUGUCCAAUUGUAUUCCAUAAAUGUUUGGAGUGCUCUUAAGAUAUCUAGAUGUGCUAAUUUAGAUGCACACCUUGUAGCUGGAUGGGCCGCUUCCCACCUUGUGUUCGGAAGCAUUCCCACUUUUUCACCUUUCAUUUCCUCUAUCAGAUUAAGGAGUGGAAAGGAUCCUCCUUUGUAA
Messenger RNA from Alnus glutinosa, 3897 nucleotides. RefSeq lists its product as uncharacterized. The transcript has 2 exons. The record is from RefSeq and is a predicted model, not a curated record. Gene Ontology annotation, molecular function: nucleic acid binding; RNA-DNA hybrid ribonuclease activity. Bases 1 to 3897 code for a protein of 1298 amino acids. Lineage: Eukaryota; Viridiplantae; Streptophyta; Magnoliopsida; Fagales; Betulaceae.